Messenger RNA from Myripristis murdjan (pinecone soldierfish), 3247 nucleotides. It is a transcript of the gene vps37ba, whose product is annotated as VPS37B subunit of ESCRT-I a. The coding region runs from base 89 to 952 and encodes 287 amino acids. The transcript is spliced from 4 exons. Gene Ontology annotation, cellular component: ESCRT I complex. Gene Ontology annotation, biological process: protein targeting to membrane; protein targeting to vacuole; ubiquitin-dependent protein catabolic process via the multivesicular body sorting pathway. Lineage: Eukaryota; Metazoa; Chordata; Actinopteri; Holocentriformes; Holocentridae. The record is from RefSeq and is a predicted model, not a curated record.
CCGGUAGAGGAAGCUCGGUCAGCUGUCACAGUCUGAAAGGCGAGAGGAGAGGAGCACAGACGAGGUGAAACACAAAACAACAGCUAAAAUGUCUAGUUUUUCUGACAAGUUUAGCGCGUACACGAUGACUCAGCUCAACGAACUGCUGGAGGACGACGAAAAACUCACAAAAAUCGUCCAGGAGAUGGAGGAGAUGCAGGACGUGCAGCAGAGCAAGGAAAUGACGCUGGCCAGUAACAGAAACUUGGCGGAGCAAAACCUGGCCCUGCAGCCCAACCUGGAGCACAAGAAGGACCUACUCACCAAACGCUACGGCUGCCUGCAGGAGAAAUUUGAGGCCUACCAGCUUCGCAAGUCCACCCUAGACCACAAGUCAGGAAACGCCUCCCUGGACAUUUUGCUGGCUCUACUGCAGGCAGAGGGAGCCAAAAUUGAAGAGGAGACAGAAAACAUGGCUGACUCAUUCCUGGACGGCGAAGUGACUCUGGACACGUUCAUCGAUGCCUACCAGAGCAACAGGAAGCUGGCCCACCUGAGGAGGGUGAAGAUUGAGAAGCUCCAGGAGAUGGUGAUGAAGGGCCAGCGGCUCCCCCAGGCGCUGGCCUCCGCCUCUCGACCUCAAGAUGUGUCGGCAGCAGCCAGACCUUCAUCCUCGCUGCUCAAUGACGCCAGCAGCGGCUCCUCACCCAUUGCUCAGCCCAGGAGAAAACCCCCGCCACCUCCAUCCCAGCCAGCCCCAAUUCUAAACGCACCUCCAGCUCCUGCUGCUGCUCCUCAACCUCCCGUCUUCUAUACACCAACUCCAUACCCCCCAAUUCCUCCCAGAACAGGCCAGCCGUUCUCCAACGUCACCUCCAGCUACUCCAACCCCUUCCUCUCUCAGUACCCCCCCGCCUUGCCCCAGAGGCCUCCUCCUCGUAUGACCCCACAACCCGGUUUCAUCAUGCAGUAAAAAUAAAAUCAGCUGCCACUCAGAGGAUGCAGUGUGUGCUGUGGACUUUUCACUACUGAAACUCCUCUGGGCACUACCUUCCCAUGUGGUCGACCUUCUUGGAAUAUAUCCAAUCGCAAUACAAGAAGGUGCACCUUCACCGGCUGGUCUGGUCACGUUCAUCUGGAAACCGAUCUUCAAUAAUCUCUGUUGGUUUGUGUUCACCUCUCAGUCCAUGACAGUCCUGACAAAAACCAUGUGACUAGUCUGGUCUUGACUCUGCUAGCCCGAGUGGGCUUGCAGGAGGCUCUGGUCAAACAAGUGUUGGUCUGUGGGUCACUUGCCUGGGACUCGCCAUUUAACAGCACUUUUUGUCUUCAGGCAGGGCCCAUCCUUUUUCAGUCUCUCACCUCCUUCCAGUCAUGUUCCUCUGACUAUGCUGUUUUAAGGAAGAUUAGAGUCAUUCCAAAAGGGGUUGAAUUAGUCAUUUUCUAUUUUCCUGCAGCAGCUUAAUAAUUGACUGGUAAAGUAUAUGCAAGCAAAGAGAGACCUUAAUUACUGUGCAGUUUUGACAGAAAUAUCAUUUCCCAGAUCAUGUUGGGGCAAAACUGCAUCUUUGCUGUUUUUGUUUUAUAAAUCCACACGGUACAUAGAAAUAUUUGAAUUUCAGUAACAUUUUACUAUAGAGUACUAAUGGAAUUAUGUUAAUAAUUGCCAGGAUAGACUGAUUAACAUUGUUCUAUGUACAGAAGGGCUUUGGUUCGUGUAUGUACUCUUCAAUAUGUGGCUGUGUCUAAAAGGUGUGUGGACCUGCCUGUUUUAAGAUGGCCAGCGGUUCUGUCUGGUCUCUCUCAGGGCAGAUGGUUAAGUUGAAGAAGUGUUGGGGAGAGCUUGUGGGAUUACAGAUAUUCUGAUUUAUUGAAAACUAGGCCUUUGGAGCCUUGCCUAAAAUGAAGGAUUUAUGUAUAGCCAUACAGUACAUUUCCUCCGUGUGUUGUGCUCCAGUGGGUUCAUGAUGUAAUGCAACACUCCUUAUUAUGUCCAUUGUCUUUAACAUCCUCAGUUGGGAUUGAAAAAUAUGCCAGCAGUUGUUUGGAUCUCAAGUUUAAAUCCGUUCAGUUUCCUGUCUCGUUGACUGAGCACCAAAGACUCCUCAUGCCACUCCCUGUUCAGCGUCUUUUGCUACAGUCUUUUUUUGAUGUGAAUGCAACAUUUAGUGAGAUAAUCGACUGUACUUCCCAUCAUAUUAGCUCGUGAAGAAGAUAUCCGUGGCAGUUGUUGUACAGGCUUUUGUGUGGAUGGCUGAAAUACAUUCAUGUUAGCAUUGUUGAAGCUGGAACACUCUUUUUGUAAAACGUGCAAGCCCAGAUCUCACGAAAAGGAACUCGCAAGGUCAAACCUGGCUUUGGGAGGAAACUCUUUUCUGGUGUGCUACAAAUUCACUUUUUUCCUCCCCUCCUGACUGCUGUCACUAUGCACUGUUGAAGAGCCGCGAGUGCCUACACUUGAACUGAUGUUGAUCACAUCCUGCUGACUACUCCAUGUUUCUCUAUCUGUGUACAGCUCACUGACUUGGCCUGAUAGCUCGACAAGCCCCGCCCCCACCCCCCACGAAAAGGCCUAGCAUCAGGUCUUCUCUUGUGACUGAUGUGAUCUAACACUAGAUGGUGGAAGAAGCAUCCGUCUGACCCUCAGUGCAUCAGGCUUUGCUUUUUCGGUAGGAGCUGAAGGCCAAAAUAGAGUGCUGUUGAACAUGUGCCAGAGAGACAAGAGACAUCUCCUCAGGCUGUGUGCCUACUGGUGCUUGUGCUACUCUUCCAUUCUUUUUACAUCAAAUGGAGGUUUGCCUGAGGUCGCUUUGUGUUAUUUUUCAUUUCGUUUUUUUUUUUUUUUUUUCUUAAGAUUAGUGAAAUUACAGGGCUCUGAGAUGUUUGUUUCAUAUCAUUGUGAUGAUGUGUCCCCUCACGGCAAACAAGAGAACCAUGGAAUGGGCAAAGCGUACUCGUUGGCAAGCAAAACUGCAGAAGUAGCAGAAGCUAAGGCAUCAGUGUCUCGAUAAACCAGCAUUUGUAACAACUAACAAUGAGUAAUUCUUGUGUGCAUGGCCUUUGAUCUUCGUGUUCCCUUUAAUACUUUUUUUUUUUUUUUUUUAGCUGUCGAGCUGCUUUUUUUGUUUAAACUGAUCCCCUGUAUUCAUGGUUUUAUAUGUGGUUGGUGGUAUUUUAAGUGUAAUGUUGUAGGUAUUUACUUAUUAUAAUGAAUGUUUAAGUGGAAUUUAAGGCUAUUUUCAAGUUCAAUAAAUCUAAAGUUUUUGUA